UUUAUUGAUAUAUAAGCCUACUGGUCUUUAUUCAUAUCAUAUGUUUGGAUGGCCCUACUUUAAGCGAAUUGAAGUGCGCCGUGUGGACCAGUAACUGACCUGCAGGUUUCUGAUUCUUUUAUAAAGAGUAGACGAACUCCUAGAAAAUCAACUUUCAGCUCAUUUCUUUAACUUUUUCUUGCCACAAGAAGCAAGUCGUAUUUUGUGGCUUUGAUGUCACACGAUACCGAGCACAGACUAGCAAAUUUUACAAAUCCAUCGCCCCUUGCUUACUUCUUCUAAGACAUAUCUUCUAAGACAUAUAUAUAGGAGGUAUAUGUAUUAAGCUACGAAGUUGUCUUCGUCGUUCCUCUUCACUAAAAACACUCAAAAUCUGUCGACUGUCUACUAUCAGGGAUAUAUCUUGAAACACCAGAUACUCCAACAAUGACCGUCAAAUCACGAACAUCGUCGGAAUCGCCAUCAGACGAGUGGCAAGGUCCCUAUAUUUUAUCCGUAUCAGCAUCAAAAAUAACAUCAAAUCAAUUGAAGCAGUAUCUUGAUCGUAAAUAUCCUGGUCAAUACUCUGUACAGUUAAAACGGGACCGGUUCACGAUCACCAUAACAGAACAUAAAAAGGAAGUGUUAUGAAUGUACGAUUGGCAUCCACUUUUACGAUAGCACUGGCAACGGCACUCUACGGCCAAGUUUAGAGGAUUCAACAUGAUAGGACGUCUAUCAAGCUUUGACGCAAAUAUUUGUACACGUGGCUAUUAUACGUCAAUAUUUAUGUACACAAGACAUAGUCAAAUAUGCCCAACAUAUUGUUAGGCAACUGGGAUAUCUAUAGGGAGAAUUGAAGGUUGUGGAUGUGAUGAUGGCUCUUAAAUUCUGGUUGUAUAAUUUCAUAAAGUUCAAAUCAAGUACUAAAGUAUAUUUCUGA
Messenger RNA from Daldinia vernicosa, 922 nucleotides. RefSeq lists its product as uncharacterized. NCBI's taxonomy places the organism in Eukaryota, Fungi, Ascomycota, Sordariomycetes, Xylariales, Hypoxylaceae. The record is from RefSeq and is a predicted model, not a curated record. Bases 427 to 630 code for a protein of 67 amino acids. The transcript is spliced from 3 exons.